AUGACACUGCACGCAAAGAGUAUCGACAUCCCCGGGACGCCAAAGGCCUACUAUGCUCCAGCAGUCGCUUCCACAGCUGGAAGUAUAAUCCAAAUCUCCGGUCAAGUCGGGACGACGGCAAACGGCAAAGCACCAGCGUCUUACGAGUCUCAAAUCCAUCUAGCCUUGCUCAACCUGCGCAAAGUGCUGGCUGCUGCCGGAGCUCGUGUGACGGACAUCGCAAAACUCACCGUCUACAUUGUCAACUACGACCCAAAACGCCGCCUUCACACAAAACACAUCCAAAAAUUGUUAGGAUCCCACCGUCCUGCUAUGACGUUGGUGCCAGUUGUCCAGCUUGCUAUGCCGGAGUGGUUGUUCGAAAUUGAUGCUGUAGUAGCACCCAGCGAUCCAGUGCCCCAACCGUUGGCAGCGCCUUUAUUCGACGUUGGCUUUCAAAGUUGGUUCGACGUAGUCGUAGUAGGAGCGGGCCUCAGUGGCCUGACGGCUGCCCAGCAAGUCAUUGAUUCGGGACGAACUUGUUGCGUCCUGGAAGCCCGUGACCGUGUUGGCGGAAAAACAUGGAGCCAGCCCAGUAAGAGCGGUGACGGUGACGCAAUCAUCGACCUUGGUGCAGCUUGGAUCAAUGAUUCAAAUCAGAGCUGUAUGAUUGCUCUUGCUCGAAAGUUUGAGAUAGACUUGAUCGAGCAGAACACCACCGGAAAUGCCGCGUUUCAGGACUUUAAUGGUUCCUGCAGUUCUUUUCCUUAUGGUGAACUUCCAAGAUUCGAUACCACCACUAAAAAUCACCUAGCCGAAGUCCGGGGUAUGGUCGAAGCCGACUGCCAAAAAGUCGACACACGCAGCCCAAAAGAUUCAGAUCUUGAUUCCCUAACAUUUGAUGCGUACUUGAGACGGAACAACGCAAGCGAUACAGCUAUUGCAACCGCCACUGUUUGGACUCGCGCCAUGCUUGGACAUGAGCCCACGGAUAUCUCUGCUCUGUACUUUUUGAAUUACUGCAAGUCAGGUGGUGGCUUACUCCAGAUGCGAUCUGACAGGAAGCAUGGGGCGCAAUUCCUUCGCUGUCGCCAAGGCACGCAGAUGUUCAGCAAAGGUCUGGCCAAAUCACUCCCAAAGGACACGAUUCGACUUUCAACGCCGGUCCAGUCUUUCCAUCAAGUCUCCGGUGGGAUCAAGGUCAAGACUACAACAGACACAGUUUAUGCGCGAAAAGUCAUCGUAUCUGUCCCCACACCAGUCCUGAAAACCAUUACCUUCGAACCGCCGUUGCCACUGGCGAAAACAGUCUUGACGGAUUCGUUCGCUUAUGGCUACUACACCAAAGUCAUGAUGAUCUUCAAGACGCCCUUCUGGGUUGAGAAAGGCUUCUGUGGCCUGGCUCAGUCUUUCUGUGGUCCGGCAUCCGUGAUCCGCGAUACUAGCAUCCCCCAAGACAAGAAGUGGGUCCUUACCUGCUUCUUGGCUGGUGAACCGGGCCGAGAAUGGUCUCAGCUUCCUUCUGAACAGCAAGAGAAAGCCUUGUUGAAGCAGAUCGGCGCCCUUUUUGCGGACCAAGGAACAGCCACUCGGGAAUUUGUAGAGGCCAUGGGCCACGAAUGGUCCACCGAGCAGUAUUCUGGUUGGGGUUGCCCUUGUCCAGCGCUACCACCGGGUGUGCUUGACACAGUUGGACAUGAGCUGCGAGAGCCUGUGGGAAAUAUCCACUUUGUUGGGACGGAGACGGCGGACGAGUGGAAAGGAUACAUGGAAGGCGCUGUCCGAAGUGGCAAGCGGGGAGCGAAUGAAGUUUUGAAGGAUCUUUCACACCACGGCACGGUGUGCCGAGCCCCGCUCAGAGCUGAGUGA
Messenger RNA from Aplosporella prunicola CBS 121167, 1848 nucleotides. RefSeq lists its product as uncharacterized. NCBI's taxonomy places the organism in Eukaryota, Fungi, Ascomycota, Dothideomycetes, Botryosphaeriales, Aplosporellaceae. Gene Ontology annotation, molecular function: oxidoreductase activity. The record is from RefSeq and is a predicted model, not a curated record. The coding region runs from base 1 to 1848 and encodes 615 amino acids. The transcript is spliced from 3 exons.